Molecule: messenger RNA, 808 nt
Organism: Cuscuta campestris
Lineage: Eukaryota; Viridiplantae; Streptophyta; Magnoliopsida; Solanales; Convolvulaceae
Source: the annotation of a GenBank genome assembly
ACUGACCCCCCCACUAAUCUCUCUUACCGUUAAAGAGCACCUGAUAAAUCUAUUCCUCGUCUAUCAGCCGCCUCUUACACGGCCGGCGCCACCACCAUGGCCGAUCCUAAAACGGCUCCUCCACCACAAGCAGCCCAAUCGCCGGGAAACAGUAUUGUUCUCCGCCGCAACUCCGUCGUCCGCACUCCCAGCCAGCUCAGCCUCUGCCGCAACCGCGAUUUCAGUUCCUCCUCCUUUUCCUCCUCGUGCGCCGCCACGGCGUCGUCGGAUUUAUCUUCCGCGUCGUCGCACGGCGACCUCGGAUUCGAGCUAUUCUCGAUGAAGCAGGUUCAGUACACCUCCCUGAAGGAUCUCCUGCCCUCCGCCGCCGCCGCCAACUCCCCGAGAGCCACGCCGCCGCCGGGAUCUCACCACGGAUCCGAUAUCCUUAUCCGGAAUCGCCUCGUGCAACAGGCGGCGUGGGCAUACCUUCAGCCCAUGUCCACCUCGCCGGAAUCCUCCGGCCAGAGCUUCCUACGAAAACUCGGCCACCGCUUCUCCCCCAACUCCUCCGUCGUGGCUCUCCUGGAAUUCGUCGAUCGCCACAUCCUUCUGCCGUUGACUCGCGCCGUUGACUGUCUAUUCUGUUCGAUUGGGAUUCGGCGUCUAAGAUGUUGACAAGUUUGUAUUCUCUUUUUUAAUUUUUUUUCAUCUCUUUCCCGUAAACAAAUGUUAUUUACAGAUUACAGAAUAUGUUCCAUGGUUACAUUUUGUCAAAAAACAGAAAAAAGUACAAAAAGAUGGAAAAAAAUAAACUAAAGGAACUUUU